ACUCUUAGCUCACUCUUUGUUGCUCCAUUAAUCGUGUGGUUUUCAUGUUCAUCUUGAAAGAGAGUUUACUGGUUCUCCUGGGCACACUGUUAAAUGUGGUAAAUUGUGAUUGUAGGAACUAUUUCUUUGCGGCGUAGGAUUACUUUAUCGAGCGACCGUCUAUCUACGUUUAAGUUUGAGCUGCCAUCUUGAUAGCUCGUUGAGCUACGUUACGCCUACCGGUGUGGAAUACUAUUGUAUUGGGCUUCUAUACUUUGACCUAGCAAAGAGCCAUGAACAGAGACAGAGACCGAGGCAGCUCCAGGGAUGGCAGAAGAGGAGGGGGAGGAGGUGGUCGAGAUUUUGGUCGAUCUGGAGGAGGUAGCCGCUUUGGAGGUGGUGGUGGAUUUGGGGGAGGUUUUGGAGGAGGAUUUGGUGGAGGAGGCUUUGGUAGCAGCCUCAAGGGCAAGCAGCCUGGAGAACGUCUUCGAAAGCCUAGAUGGGACAUGAGUACACUUCAGCCAUUCAGGAAAGACUUUUAUGUUCCCCAUCCUACGGUUGCUAACAGAACUCCUCAGGAAGUAGCCGCAUAUCGAUCCAGUGUAGAAAUUACUGUAAAGGGCGUUGAUUGUCCUCAGCCAAUCAUGUAUUUUGAGGAGGUUAAUUUUCCAGAUUAUGUCACGGCUGAAAUAAGGAAACAAGGGUUUUCCCAACCCACUCCCAUUCAAGCUCAAGGAUGGCCCAUUGCUAUGAGUGGCCGAGACAUGGUUGGCAUUGCCCAGACAGGCUCAGGCAAAACACUUGCUUAUAUAUUGCCGGCUGUAGUUCACAUCAACUAUCAACCAAGGAUAGUUCGUAAUGAUGGACCCAUUGCCUUAGUCCUCGCUCCAACCAGAGAAUUAGCACAACAGAUUCAGCAGGUGGCCACUGAAUUUGGAUCAUCUACUUAUGUCCGCAAUACAUGUGUCUUUGGUGGUGCUCCAAAGGGAGGCCAAGCUAGAGAUUUGGAAAGAGGUGUUGAAAUUGUAAUUGCCACACCAGGGCGCCUUAUUGACUUCUUGGAACGUGGUACCACCAAUUUGAGACGAUGCACAUACCUUGUGUUGGAUGAAGCUGAUAGAAUGUUAGACAUGGGUUUUGAACCCCAAAUCAGAAAGAUCAUUGAACAAAUUAGGCCAGACCGUCAAGUUUUGAUGUGGUCUGCAACAUGGCCCAAGGAAGUUCGCAAUUUAGCUGAAGAAUUUUUGACAGACUACAUCCAGAUCAAUGUAGGAUCUCUUCAACUGUCCGCUAAUCAUAAUAUUCUUCAAAUUGUUGAUGUUUGCCAAGAAUAUGAGAAGGAGGGCAAAUUGCUUAAGCUUUUACAAGAAAUUGCUGCUGAAGCAGAAAAUAAAACAAUGAUUUUUGUUGAGACAAAAAGAAAAGUUGAUGAAAUAACUCGUGCACUCUCAAGAUAUGGAUGGCAUGCAAUGGCCAUUCAUGGAGAUAAAUCGCAACAAGAGAGAGAUUAUGUGCUAAAUGAAUUCAGAAAUGGGAAAAUCAACAUAUUGGUUGCAACUGAUGUGGCUGCUCGAGGUUUAGAUGUUGAUGAUGUUAAAUUUGUCAUCAACUAUGACUAUCCUUCCUCUUCGGAGGACUACGUUCACCGAAUUGGUCGCACUGGACGUUCUAGGCAGACUGGAACUGCCUAUGCUUUCUUCACUCCUCAAAAUGGAAACAAGGCCAACGACCUAAUCAGUGUUCUCCAAGAGGCAAAACAAGUUGUCAACCCCAAGCUCUAUGAACUGUCAGAGAUGUCCAGAUCAGGGGCCUUUGGACGAAGUCGAAGCAGGUACGGCGGUGGUGGCGGCGGCCGUUCAGGCGGGGGCUUCCGUGGAGGGCGCGACGACCGCGGCCCUCGUGGCCUUGGAGGACGCAGCGGAGGUGGUGGCGGCGGCGGCGGCCUAGGCGGCGGCCUCGGGGGUGGUCUCGGCGGUGGCCUUGGAGGUGGUCUCGGCGGCGGCCUGGGAGGCGGCCUUGGAGGGAGCCGUGGUGGAAGUUAUGGAGGACCAAGGGGCGACCGGGAGGAGCGGGGCUCGCGCUGGGGCAGCGAGGCUGGGGCAGGGGCGGCCAGGAGCUCCUCUGGAGGACGCGGCGGCUUCGGCAACCCUCCUCCACUGUUGGGAGGAAGCGCUGCAGGCAACGGUGCUACGGCCGCAGGCGCCGGCUUCGGAGCAAUGCCACCCGGACCACCACCUGCCGCCGCACCCCAGUCUAUGGCUAGCAGCGCCAUGGCCUAUGCGCAGUACCAAAUGAAUGGUUUUGCCUACACUCAGCCACCCCCGCCCCUACCUAAGUAGAUAUAGAGGCAUUUGGUUUUGAUCUCGUUAAGUAUUUGAUUUCAUUCUCAUGUGACAACUAUGUAGUUGACGACAUUCCCAGAAAUGAUCCAAAAUUUAUUGUGUGACUUUGAUAAUUAAUCUGUAUCCACUUAUAAUGCUUGUCGUUUUUUUCUUUUUGUUUUUCUUU
Frankliniella occidentalis (western flower thrips) is the source of this 2487-nucleotide messenger RNA. RefSeq lists its product as uncharacterized. Gene Ontology annotation, molecular function: ATP binding; RNA helicase activity; RNA binding. Gene Ontology annotation, cellular component: ribonucleoprotein complex; nucleus; cytoplasm. NCBI's taxonomy places the organism in Eukaryota, Metazoa, Arthropoda, Insecta, Thysanoptera, Thripidae. The record is from RefSeq and is a predicted model, not a curated record.